This is a messenger RNA of Funneliformis geosporum, 192 nucleotides long. Lineage: Eukaryota; Fungi; Glomeromycota; Glomeromycetes; Glomerales; Glomeraceae. The record is from the annotation of a GenBank genome assembly.
AUGAGCAUCUUAGAAGAAAAAAUCCAUGUAUUCCAAGAAUCUGUUCAAAUACCAAUUCAAAUUUAUAAAAAAAACGAUCAAAUUUCUGAACCUGAACCUUUGAUAGAAGUUAAAAAACUGCCUUUAAGAAAUCAACAAAUGCAAACAAGAUUAGCUAUAAAUAAGCAUCCAAAAGAAAGUCUUAAAGAAUAG